Molecule: messenger RNA, 351 nt
Organism: Linum tenue
Lineage: Eukaryota; Viridiplantae; Streptophyta; Magnoliopsida; Malpighiales; Linaceae
Source: the annotation of a GenBank genome assembly
AUGAAGCGCUCGCUCGAGGCCGAUUCGAGUUUCGAAUCGAAGAAAACCAGGGUCCAAGAGGAAGAAACCACCGGAGUUUCACCCGAUCCGGGAACUGGGUUAGUGAAUUUGGACGAGAAUCUGUUAUAUGAGGUGCUGAAGCACGCCGAUGCGGCGAUCUUGGGCCGGGCGGCCUGCGUGAGCAAGCAGUGGCACCGGACCGCCCAGGACGAGUGGCUGUCGGAGCUGAUCUGCACCAAGCACUGGGCUAACAUCGGCUGCGGCAACACCCAGCUCAGAUCCGUGGUCCUUGCACUUGGCGGGUUCCGCCGCCUUCACUCCCAGUACCUCUGGCCUCUCUCCCAGCCCUAA